This is a messenger RNA of Thrips palmi, 3382 nucleotides long. It is a transcript of the gene Mitf, whose product is annotated as microphthalmia-associated transcription factor. The record is from RefSeq and is a predicted model, not a curated record. The transcript is spliced from 9 exons. Gene Ontology annotation, biological process: regulation of transcription by RNA polymerase II. The coding region runs from base 415 to 1185 and encodes 256 amino acids. Gene Ontology annotation, cellular component: nucleus. Gene Ontology annotation, molecular function: RNA polymerase II cis-regulatory region sequence-specific DNA binding; protein dimerization activity; DNA-binding transcription factor activity, RNA polymerase II-specific. Lineage: Eukaryota; Metazoa; Arthropoda; Insecta; Thysanoptera; Thripidae.
GCGACGCUCAACUCGACGCGGUACUCGGUCCCCGGCGGUCCGUCUCCGAGUCUUCGUCUGUGACUCUGUGUCAGUCCGGCCGCAGCCAGGCAGUAGCCAGGCAGCCCUGCGCGACCCGCGUGCCGUGUGUCAGUGUGCCUUCGACGUGAGUGCGACGCGCGUGCGACGUGUGCGACGUGGACGCGGCGUCAUGGUUUUGCGGCAGUGAGGGACUGCACCGCGCACCAUGCCUGUCUUCAACAUCAUCUCGCGACGGUGCAAGGUAUGCACGGAUAAGACGGAGCCACCGAACAAGCCGACGUGGACGUCCUGGACGACUUCCUGUCGUGCGAUGCCGCCACCUUGGAGGAGAAGAUCAAGCUUGCCGACAGCGCCGCGGACCUGUCACUGGACCUCCAGGAUGACACGGACAGCAUGUACAGCCUGCUGGGGCUGCGGCGCCAGGGCUCCUGCUCCGACAUGGACCUCUCGCUGUCGCUCUCCGACGUGGCCCUCGCCACCGUCAAGCAGGAGCCCCACAACCUCAGCGACGCCGAGCUCAACGCCAUCGCCAAGGACCGGCAGAAGAAGGACAACCAUAACAUGAGACGUGGUCUGUCGCCCCCCAACGCCAUCGACAAGGAUCGCCAGAAGAAGGACAACCACAAUAUAAUUGAACGCCGGCGGAGGUUUAACAUCAACGACCGCAUCAAGGAGUUAGGGACCCUCCUGCCGAGGACCAAUGACCCCUACUACGAGGUGGUGCGUGACCUGAGGCCCAACAAGGGCACGAUACUCAAGUCCUCGGUGGACUACAUCAAGGUCCUCAAGCUGGAGGUACAACGCCUCAAGCAGUCAGAGGCUCGCCAGAAGGUCCUCGAGAGCCAGAACCGGCGACUAGCCCUCCGCGUCCAGGAACUGGAGGGACUCGCGAGGAGCCACGGCCUGCAGUACAGUGACUUCAGCUGGCAAAACUCGACGCCGAACUACCUCCACGAAACGUCACAUUUACACAAGAUGCCCGACGUGGUGACGGAGGCCGCGACGCUGAGCUCGGCGCAGCUGGACGACCUGAUGGAGGACGACCACCCCGUGACGGGCGACCCCAUGCUGUCGGCACACUUGUCGUCGCCGGACGGCGUCAGUGACCCCGACGACAUCUCGGUGGAGGACUGCCUGACGGGCGGCAUGGACCUGGGGGCGUGACGGACUCCAGUGUGCGAGUGAGAGUGAUUGUGGACCUUGCGGCGGCCCAGUCCCCGCUCGCGCCGUCGCCCUGCUGGACCAGUGCACGUCCGCGUCGUCGUCCAGGACGCCGUCGUGCCCGGGGCGCGUUGGAUGUCCGGGACUUCGUCGGCGCGCUACCUUCAAGGGUUGACGGAACAAAGGAGUCUGUUGUUCGGGCGAGGCCCUGGUGUUUGCCCAGGAGUAGCCCAGGGACCAGACACCCGGCAACAUGCUCCGAAUCUCACUCCAACCCCGUGCUGUGUCGGUUGCAAAGUUACCAAAUUCUCCAAUUUUAUUUCCCCCCCUUGGCAAACUAUGUUUUACGAAGUUGUGAAGUAAGCUCGACAGAGGCGUGAGUAGCUCUCCUUACUUCGGUGAAAAAAGUCAACAGCAACAACAACAAAGAAACAAGGGGGAAAAAUAAAUUUGUAUUCUUUGCCCAACCAUUCACAUCUAAGGUAUUGGAAAAAGAAGUGAACAUAGUCUAAGGAGUCUGGAACACCAAAAUGUAACAAUGUUUCACCCCGGUGGCCCUGGCCCAUAUAAAGCAAUAUAAGCUGGUGGCUGUUCUGUGACAUGGCUUGAAGCCUGCACCGAAUAGCGACCGACUUACGAUAAUACUAGUCAUCAGUGUGAAGGGAGAGGGUUCAUUUCAAAUGCGGGAAAGUGUUGUGCCUUCAGGAGGAAAUUGCUUCGUUCAGUUUGUAGAGUAGUUUGACUCGUCUCGGUGACAUGAGACGCUCAGGGCCCAUGUCCCACUGACACGGAUGUUAGCCGGUCUGACUUCCGUCUGCUUUCGGACUUUCAAACGCACCGAGGAGCUUGUUGGGAACACUUACUGUUAUUAUUAUUGUUACUAUUUUGAUCUAACAUCGAGCCCACGAGCACAUGGGUGACCAUGGUGACCUGCGGGCAACUUUGUUACACAGAGAUUAAUGUAAUGUUUACAAAACAUUCCUGUAAAGUGAUGUUAGUUUUAUUGCAGAUAAUUGCAUGCCAAUGCUCAGCUAGAUAAGUUGUGCCUCCCUACCUUGUCCCCAUUUCGCACCCGCCUUGGAGUCGCUAAAGAAGGCCCUUCCGCUAUUCAACUGUUUAACUUAUUGAGACGGCCUGUAAAAGUUUGCCGUGUACCCUACUGCACCACACCGCCGCUAAUCUGCGUACUCCUUCCCGUAUCGCGCAGACGCGGUGACGUGUCGUGCAUUCACUUCAUUCGGAGAUUUGGACAGCACCAACCAAAACAAGUACAAAAUGUAAUUAUAUAAAGAGCGGGAGAAAAUUUGUCUUGAAACCACCUCGGCUCCGACGUUGAUGCGAUCCAUUUUGCUGUCGUUUUCGAGAUAAGUUUUAGCUGUAGGCGGAAUGUUGUCCAUCGUGAAGGACUUGAAAUAGUAUUUAAAAAGCGCUCGAUGCCUGGCGGUCGCACUCACCUUACUAGUCGGCCAUUGGUGUCUUCGUGUUCAUUAUAGUUUUCAACUCAGGGGAGUCAUCCAGGAACCAGAAUAAAACCAAAAGACGAGUCUUACAGGACUCCACAGACGUUCGUGUGGGUACACCGACAGGCUGCUGUGUGGACGAGGCCCCUCAAACCGAGAAAAAGCUUCAAUCUCUGUGGCAUGGGAACUCCAGACAAAGUCAUCGUGCGAAAUCAAGUCUCAUUUGAAUUCUUGUAAUCAAAUCCAAACAAAUAUUUUUGAGAAAUUAAUUAAAACUUAAAUGAGAGAAAAUUUUAAGGUUGAAAGUACCAACUGUGGAACACCCUUCUACCAGACAGUUGCCAUGCCACUGAAACUAAAAAUAUUACGGGAAUUUGAGAAAUAUUGAUUGUUAUGAAUUGUUCAAGUGAUUUUUAAAUAUUGUUGUAAUGUAAGUUCCUGGAUUGUCUAUCAAUUUGUUUCAGUUAUAUCCACCUCAGUAUUGUUGCAAAUAUUAUGUUGAAAAAGUGGUGGUAGUUUUAAGUUGUAAAAAGCGUGUUUAGUGUAAAUAAUAAGUUAUAUAUUUUUGAAGUGUACAUUAACUGUCUUUGUCCAACUGCCAAACCCUCAUAUGUGCACCUGUUAUUAGUUACGGAAACACUUUUUAUCAUUUUCAGUAGUUUUUGUCAUUGACCAUGCGCAGUGCUGAAGUACCUUCUUGUCAAUAAAAUGCCAUUGUUUCAUGAAUGCAAUGAAACUCA